CUUCGCCUGUGAGGCCGAGCUGCGGCGCUCGUUUGCCUGGCGCACUUCCUCGUCAACUCCACUUCAGACCUUCUGAGCGAGAGAGACUUUCAGCGAGUCCCUCCAGCCUCUGCCGGCCGACCCUCAGCCCUGUCAGGGAGGGUGACAGCCUCAGGUGGGGAAGCUGCCAACCAGCCUCCCUAGGAGCUCGGGGAACUCGGCCUUGACGAUGGAGUUGGGCAGGAAGCCCUCAACUUCCCCAGGACCUGUCCCCCCAGGGGUGCCCAGUUCUCUGCCUGGCACCUCCUCCAUGGGGAAGCUCCAAGCACUCCCAGUCAGGCCCGAUGCUUCCUGCGGGGACGCUGGUGGCCCAGCUGUGGCAGGGGACAGUGCCUCAGACACUGGCCCCCGUGGGGAGCUGAGCUGUAUCACCAAGAUCCCCAACCGGGACAGCGGGAUUGACAGCCCGUCCUCCAGCGUGGUCGGCGAGAACUUCCCCUGCGAGGAGCUCUCCCCAGCCUCCGCCAUGCUGCACCCCGAGACGGCCCCAGACAGCCAGGCCCAGCAGGAUGUGCCCCCGGAGGAGGCCGACAGUGACGUGGGCGAGGAGGCCGACCCCAAGCAUAGCCCCCUGGGCACCGACGAGGACGCCAGCCUGGCCCAGGGCUCCAACCCCCAAAAGCUGCUCCACAUUGCACAGGAGCUCCUGCAAACUGAGGAGACCUACGUGAGGCGGCUGCACCUGCUGGACCAGGUUUUCUGCACCAGGCUGACGGAAGCAGGCAUCCCCCCGGAGGUCACCACGGGCAUCUUCUCCAACAUCUCCUCCAUCUACCGCUUCCACGGGCAGUUCCUGCUGCCUGAGCUGCGGACCCGCAUCUCGGAGGAGUGGGACACGAACCCCCGGCUGGGGGACAUCCUGCAGAAGCUGGCCCCGUUCCUGAAGAUGUAUGGCGAGUACGUGAAGAACUUUGACAGGGCCAUGGCACUGGUGAGCACGUGGACCCAGCGCUCACCGCCAUUCAAAGACGUCAUCCACAGCAUCCAGAAGCAGGAGGUGUGCGGGAACCUGACGCUGCAGCACCACAUGCUGGAGCCCGUGCAGAGGGUCCCCCGCUAUGCUCUGCUCCUCAAGGACUACCUGAAGAGGCUCCCAGGGGACAACCCAGACAGGAAGGACGCAGAGAGAUCCCUGGAGCUCAUCUCCACGGCCGCCGACCACUCCAACGCCGCCAUCCGCAAAGUGGAGAAAAUGCAUAAGCUCCUGGAGGUGUAUGAGCAACUGGGUGGCGAGGAGGACAUCGUCAACCCAGCCAACGAGCUGAUCAAGGAAGGCCACAUCCAGAAGUUGUCAGCCAAGAACGGCACGGCCCAGGACCGCCACCUCUUUCUGCUCAACAGCAUGAUUCUCUACUGUGUACCCAGACUACGGCUCAUGGGCCAGAAGUUCAGUGUCCGGGAAAAGAUGGACAUCUCCGGCCUGCAGGUGCGAGAUACCGUGAAGCCAAACGCAGCCCACACAUUCAUCAUCGUGGGGAAGAACAGGUCCCUGGAGCUGCAGGCUCGGACUGAAGAAGAGAAGAAAGAAUGGAUUCAGGUCAUCCAGGCCACCAUCAAGAAGCACAGGCAGAACAGUGAGACCUUCAGGGCCUUCAGCAGUGCCUGCAGCCUGGACGAGGACCCCAGCCCGUCUCCAGACUCACCCAUGGUGAGUCCCAGCUCUGUGGAGCCUACGGUGGCCAUCGACGGCAGCAGGAGUGCCACAGGGCCGGAGCCUAGAAAACUGUCCUGUAGGACCAGACGUGACAAGGAGAAGCAGAGCUGUAAGAGCUGUGGCGAGACCUUCAACUCCAUCACCAAGAGGAGGCAUCACUGCAAGCUCUGUGGGGCAGUCAUCUGCGGGAAGUGCUCCGAGUUCAAGGCUGAGAACAGCAGGCAGAGCCGCGUCUGCAGAGCGUGUUUCCUGACCCAGCCAGCGACUCCGGCCAAGCAGAGCCACACAGAGAAGCUGCCUGCUGCGGACCCCCAGCCCAGCCUGCUCUGCAGUUCCCUACAGCUGUCGGACGAUGGGACGACCUGGAGUGAGGUGUGGGCCACCAUCCCUCUGCCGGACCCCCACGUUCUGCACCUGAGAGGAAGCAGCCAGGACAGCCAGCAGCUGUGCCCCAUCCGUCUCCCUGGCUGCACGGUGAGCGUGCCGGAGCCUGCAGAGGGGCUGGAGGUGGGGCAUGUACUGAAAUUGCAGCGGGGCCAGCAGUCCUGGUACCUGAGCAUGCCUUCCACGGAGCUGCAGCAGCGCUGGCUGGAGGCCCUGAGCACCGCCGCCCGGAGGGACCCAGCCCAGGACAGCCCAGGAGCCCCAGAACCCCAGCCCCCGCUGGGCACAGCCAUUCCAUGAGCUCAGCCCGCUGCCUUUGCUGCACUACGUCAGGCCUGUGCUGUCCCAGGAGGUGGUAUCGGAGGCGCCCAGGACUGCUGAGGGCGGGCCAACGGCCCAAAACUCAGGGCCCUUGGUCCUGAAGGCUCCCUCUACUCCAGAGAGGAAGAACCUUGGGCCCAGAGAGCCACUUACCCAGGGUCACACAGCCAGUCUCAGCCAAGAGCUCAGACCUAGCAUCCUCUGCUCCAGCCCCAGCAGUGUGGCCAGGGCAGGGAGUGUGGCCACUGCCAAAGGAAAUGCCGUCUGAGUGGACUGUGCCAUGAGCACUGCCUCCAAAAGGCAGUUGGAGAUGGUGGCAGGCAAAGCCACAUACAGCCGCCCGGCCUCUGCCCACCUGUCUGCAUCCCGUGAGUUGGACUGCACCCUGCUUCCCCAGCGCUCACUUCCCUUCCCUACCUCUCCUGAGGCUGUGCGCUCAGCCCACAGCCCAGAAGGAGCUGCCUGUGGAGGCCCAAGGCUCGGCCUGCUCCACCUGGCUGGAC
Messenger RNA from Lepus europaeus (European hare), 2901 nucleotides. It is a transcript of the gene FGD3, whose product is annotated as FYVE, RhoGEF and PH domain containing 3. The coding region runs from base 209 to 2377 and encodes 722 amino acids. Gene Ontology annotation, molecular function: guanyl-nucleotide exchange factor activity; metal ion binding. NCBI's taxonomy places the organism in Eukaryota, Metazoa, Chordata, Mammalia, Lagomorpha, Leporidae. The record is from RefSeq and is a predicted model, not a curated record. The transcript is spliced from 18 exons. Gene Ontology annotation, cellular component: cytoplasm. Gene Ontology annotation, biological process: cytoskeleton organization; filopodium assembly.